Parascedosporium putredinis is the source of this 2655-nucleotide messenger RNA. The record is from the annotation of a GenBank genome assembly. Lineage: Eukaryota; Fungi; Ascomycota; Sordariomycetes; Microascales; Microascaceae.
AUGAGCCAGCGCGUGAAGCGGCCCACGUCCCCCGAUCCGGACGCGCUUGAAGAAGAUGAGCGUAUGUAUGGCGAAGAGUCUGCCUCGGUAGGCGUCAAUGAGACAGCUGUUCAAAUCUCUAUUCAACCCCUCAUCGACCUCCGGAAGAAUGCCUCUGGUCCUGUGCCCGGUCGGCCCAAGACUCGCACGGGUGGCGGUGCCUCCGUUCAGGAGCAGAAGCGCCACAUUAUCGAGCGCUUCGUCUCCCGGUGGCGCGCCGAGGUCGGCGACGACUUUUACCCGGCCAUGCGCUUGAUCCUUCCGGACAAGGAUCGCGAUCGGACCGUGUACGGCCUCAAGGAAAGCAACAUUGGCAAGCUCCUCGUCAAGCUGCUCAAGAUCGAUCGUAACUCCGAGGAUGGGUACAACCUCCUCCACUGGAAACUGCCCGGCCAGACGUUUGCCGCUCGGAUGGCGGGCGACUUUCCCGGCCGGUGCUACGAAGUGAUUUCCAAGCGACCCAUGAGGACCGAGGUAGGUGAUCUAACGGUCGCCGACGUCAACGAGCUCCUCGACAAACUUUCUGCGUCGUCGAGCGAGACGGAGAAUCUGGCCGUCUUCCAAAUCUUCUACCUCCGGAUGAACGCCGAGGAAAUGCUCUGGCUCAUCCGCAUCAUCCUGAAGCAGAUGAAGAUUGGCGCCUCCGAGAGCACAGUCUGCUGGCAGCUGCGCGACCCGAGUAUCAGGCUGCAGCAAGAAGAGACAGGCCUGCGGCUGGGCCAACCGUUCCAGCCCCAGCUCGCGCAGUUCCAGACCUCUACGACCUUUUCGAAGAUGGUCAACCACCUCGGCGUAACCGAGGAUGACCCAGAGUACUGGAUCGAAGUGAAGCUCGACGGGGAGAGGAUGCAACUGCACAUGAGCGACAGUCCUGACAAGCCGGGUGGCAAGUCCUUUUUCUUCUGCUCCCGCAAGGCGAAGGACUACACGGAAUUGUACGGAUCUGGGUACGAGGAGCCGUCCGCCCUCACCCGGUUCCUCAAGGGCGCCUUUUCUCCCAAGGUUCGCAACGUCAUCUUGGACGGGGAGAUGGUGGCGUGGAACAUGAAGGAGGAUAUGCCCGACGCUUUCGGGAGUCUUAAGACCGCUGCGAACAAGGAAAAGACUGGCGUGGCUGGUGACGGCGCGGAAAAGGACCUACGACCCUAUACCUUGCGAGAUCGGUAUCGCGCGCUGCAGAGCGCCGUUCCGGGGAUGAAGCGUCGUCUAGAAAUUCACCCGCAUGUCUCGUCUACAUCUCCCGACAAUAUCGAGACGGAGCUGCGCACCGUCAUCGCCGAGGAGGCGAGGGCCUCUUUCCUAUGCGGUCUUCGCGUCGGGGAGAAUGAGAUUGCCACGGGCGCCAACCCGGAAAAGUGCAAGAGCUUCUUCAAGGUCGGCGGCGGCUUCAAGGCCGAGGACUAUGCCGAGGUGCGCCAUCAUACCGAGGGCAAGUGGAUCAAGUGGGACUCGAGCAAGCCGCCGACCGAGUACAUUAGCCUCGCUGGCGGCGAAAGGCUCGAAAAGCCCGACGUCUGGAUCCGGCCCCGCGACUCCGUCGUCAUCUCGGCCAAGGCGGCGAGCAUCACCGAGUCCAAGACGUUCGCCGCGGGCUGGGACUCGGCGCUCAACGAGGACGAGUUCGACGCCCUCCGCGAGAGGGUCAAGGCGGACCAGGAGACCAAGGACAUGAAGGUGGAGAACCGCAAGCGCCGGCCCACCAAGCGCGCCAAGAAGGAGCUCGUGAUUGCCGGCACGGAUGCGGCGCCCGUGGCCUUCUCCGGCCCCAAAACCAAGGUGUUUGAGGGCCUCGAGUUCUGCGUCCUCAGCGACGCCGCCAAGCCCGUCAAGAAGACCAAGGCGCAGCUCGAAGCCGUGAUCAAGGAGAACGGCGGCGAGGUCGUGCAGCGCCCCGCGGCGGGCACGGGCAUGAUUCUCGUGGCGGACAGGAAGCUCGUGGGCGUGGCGAGCCUGAUGAAGAAGGGUGACGUCGACAUCAUCCGGCCCAAGUGGGUGCUCGACUGCGUGGCGCAGUCGGGCGGCGGCUACCUCCUCCCUUACGAGGACGGACAUCUUUUCCACGCCACGCCCGCGCUGUUGCGCUCGGUGGACGAUAACACGGACCGGUUCGGGGACAGCUACGCCCGCGACGUCGACCUCGAUGAGCUCGCGCAGAUCCUGCGGGAUAUGCCCAAAUUAGAGGGGCUGACGAACCCGUUCGACAAGGACCUGUUUACGUCGCAGCUCCGCGAGCGCGGACACGGGCUCGAGGGGCUCAAGAGCCAAAUGUUUAAUCGGUGCGUCGUCUACUUUUACGAGCCCGGUACCGGCGCCGGUGCCGGAGGAGACGAGGAGGGUGCGCCGGAGACGGGGUCCGCUUCUUCGUCGGGCGAAGAGAGCUUUAGGUUGGGCAAUUACGUGCGCUUCGGGGGCGGCGGCGUCGUGGGGUACCUGGGCGAUCCGGCGCUGACCCAUGUGGUCGUCGUUGAUGGUGGGGUCGGCGGACGCGGCGUGGGUGAGGUGAGGAAGGAGAUUGCGGCGAGGCCAAGGAUCCCGAGGAUAGUUACGGGCAAGUGGGUUGAAGAGAGCUGGAAGGAGGGGACGUUACUGGACGAGGAGUCCUACACGGCCACAUAG